AGCCACUGUCGAGUAGCUUAUCCCUCACCUCACGAGACGUCGUCAUCCAAACACUGCUAAGGUCACUUUGCUGUAAGACACAAUGUUCAGCCCAAGGAAGUUCUUCGUGAUUGGUAACUGGAAGAUGAAUGUGGACAGAUCUCGCAUCGACAGCAUCGUUAAACUCAUGACAGCAGCAUCUCUAGACCCCAAUACAGAAGCCGUGGUUGGGUGUCCCUCGUGCUACUUGUCGUACGCCCGCCAGCAGCUCCCGCCCCAGAUUGCUGUAGCCGCUCAGAACUGCUAUAAGGUAGAGAGAGGCAACUUUAGCGGAGAGAUAUCUCCUGCCAUGAUCCAGGACUGUGGGUGUGAGUGGGUCAUCCUGGGUCACCCUGAGCGGAGGACAAUAUUUAAUGAACCAGAUCACCUCAUCAGCCAGAAGGUCGCCCACGCCCAACAGGCAGGCAUCAAGGUGGUGGCGUGUGUGUGCGAGACGAAGGAGGAUCGUGAGAGCCAGCGGACGGAGGAGGUGCUGUACGGACAGUUAGAGUCCCUGGCGGCCAGCAUCAGUGAUUGGUCCCGCGUAGUGAUCGCCUUCGAGGCUCUGUGGGCCAGUGGCACUGGCAUCUUGGCCACACCUGCACAGGUCCAGGAGGCACUCUCCAUGCUGCGGCACUGGCUACGUCACAACGUCUCCCACCACGUGGCCAACACAACUCGUAUCAUCUACGCUGGCUCAGUUUCCACCGACAAUUGUCAGGAACUGGCCAAGUUGAAGGACCUGGACGGAUUCCUGGUGGGAAGCGCCGCCCUCAAGCCUGAUAUUGUUGACAUCAUCAACGCGAGAAGCUCCCAUGUUGCAAGACUUGUUGAUAUCUUCUCCUCCUAUGAGCGCUUGUCCAGCAGAGCAAUAUAACCAAGGCCAGGUUACCAACCAUCACAUUUGUAUAUUAUUCAUCAAUGGUGAAACCUGCAGCUGGAACGGCUUUUGUUGUUGACACUAGUGUCAGAUGUGUUCAAAAAUCUUGCUGCUUUGUGCCCUCUAAUCCUUCCGAGUUUUCGCUCACAGGCCGAGUAUGGGGUGCACAUAUACUAUAGCCGCCACUGGCAUCCAGUUAUCGACUGUCAGCAGAAAACUACUCUACCUGACGCAGAUAAACAUAUUGUGAGGCAAAUACUUGGCGAUCCUUGACGCCCUUCCCCCCCAAACCAAAAGGAGGCCAAGCUAGAAUAUUAUCGACAGAAAAGUCAUCGUGUCACCCAUGAGGCUCGUCUACCCUUCCUUUACAUGUUUACAAUCCAUUAUUCUACAGCUGCAGCGCUAGUCCCAUGAGUUAUUUGUUUUCUGCAGCUUAACUAAUUGUAAUUAGGAAGAGUAUUUAAAAGCCUUAAAAGACACUUAAAUAAAUUAUGAAUUGUAUCUUUAGAACUCAAUUAAACCGUUACAAGUUUAUUUGUAAGCUGUUUGCAUCACAGCCUGACAGUUGAAUGUUUGUGUAUAUUUCUGCAGUGUGGUUUUACAUAAUUUUUAUAUAAGUUAAUUUAUAUUACUACAUUAAAUAAAGGCGAAAUAAACAUCCAAA
Molecule: messenger RNA, 1562 nt
Organism: Procambarus clarkii (red swamp crayfish)
Lineage: Eukaryota; Metazoa; Arthropoda; Malacostraca; Decapoda; Cambaridae
Product: triosephosphate isomerase-like
Biological process (GO): glycolytic process; glyceraldehyde-3-phosphate biosynthetic process; glycerol catabolic process
Cellular component (GO): cytosol
Molecular function (GO): triose-phosphate isomerase activity
Source: RefSeq, a predicted model, not a curated record